Molecule: messenger RNA, 2335 nt
Organism: Galeopterus variegatus (Sunda flying lemur)
Lineage: Eukaryota; Metazoa; Chordata; Mammalia; Dermoptera; Cynocephalidae
Gene: NEK6
Product: NIMA-related kinase 6
Exons: 9
Coding region: 28-969 (313 amino acids)
Biological process (GO): protein phosphorylation
Molecular function (GO): protein kinase activity; ATP binding
Source: RefSeq, a predicted model, not a curated record
UGUGCCCUUGUGAGGCUGGCAUGCAGGAUGGCAGGACAGCCCAGCCACAUGCCCCAUGGAGGGAGCCCGAACAAUCUCUGCCAUACACCAGGGCCCACGCACUCUCCUGAUCUCCAGAGGCUCCCCAACACCCUGUCUUUUCGCUGCUCGCUGGCGGACUUCCAGAUCGAGAAGAAGAUAGGCCGAGGACAGUUCAGCGAGGUGUACAAGGCCACCUGUCUGCUGGACAGGAAGACGGUGGCUCUGAAGAAGGUGCAGAUCUUUGAGAUGAUGGACGCCAAGGCGAGGCAAGACUGCGUCAAAGAGAUCGGCCUCCUGAAGCAACUGAACCACCCGAACAUCAUCAAGUAUUUGGACUCAUUUAUCGAGGACAACGAGUUGAACAUUGUGCUGGAGCUGGCCGAUGCAGGUGACCUGUCUCAGAUGAUCAAGUACUUUAAGAAGCAGAAGCGGCUCAUCCCCGAGAGGACGGUGUGGAAGUACUUCGUGCAGCUGUGCAGCGCCGUGGAGCACAUGCACUCACGCCGGGUGAUGCACCGAGACAUCAAGCCUGCCAACGUGUUCAUCACGGCCACAGGCGUCGUGAAGCUCGGUGACCUCGGUCUGGGCCGCUUCUUCAGCUCUGAGACCACCGCAGCCCACUCUCUAGUUGGGACGCCGUACUACAUGUCACCAGAGAGGAUCCAUGAAAACGGCUACAACUUCAAGUCCGACAUCUGGUCCCUGGGCUGUUUGCUGUACGAGAUGGCCGCUCUCCAGAGCCCCUUCUACGGGGAUAAAAUGAAUCUGUUCUCCCUCUGCCAGAAGAUCGAGCAGUGUGACUACCCGCCUCUCCCUGAGGAGCAUUACUCAGAGAAGUUACGAGAACUGGUCAGUAUGUGCAUCUACCCUGACCCCAACCAGAGACCUGACAUCGGAUACGUGCACCAGGUAGCCAAACAGAUGCACAUCUGGAUGUCAAGCACCUGAACGUGGCUGCACCACAACUUAUCCGCGGUCAGCACCACUUUGCCUUACCUGAGUCUUCUCUCCAAGUGGCCACCUGGUAGCCUAGAACAGCUAAGAUAAGAGGGUUCCUCAGGCUCGCCAAAGGGGCCGGGCUUCACAGCAGAUGCUGACUGCAGAGCAGCUGGUGGGAGGGGCGCUGGUCACAUGUUACUGAUGGUCAUAUUCAAAGUCCUUUCUUUAUACUGUGUGGACAGUCUCAGCUGGCUUAACAAGGGUAUGUGGUUCAGUGAGCCACUGACAUCCCACCUUGUAUCUGGAAUGUAAUGUGAAUUUUUAGGGUAAUUCCUUCAGUGACCUGUCAAGGCUUAUACUAACAGGAGACUUGCAGAACUGUGUGAUUUGUGUAGUAAACCUUUGAAAAAGGUUAGUAGCAAGUUCAGUUUAGUUCUUACUAUCUUUUCAAUCAAGCUGUGUGCUUAAUUUACUCUGUUGUAAUGGGAUAAAGUUUAAGUGGGGCGGAGAUUUUGCUAAUAUUUGUAUCUAUGUUUUAUAACUUGAUGGAUGACAAUGAGGUGAACCCAGCACAUGGCAUAGACAUCACCAGGCAAAUGGUAUUGGAAAGCCAGGAGUGUUCUCCUUACAGUCUACUCCAGCCAUCUUCUCCUGAACACCUGCCAAGGACCACACACUCAUCUCCUCCUUGAAUGCUGGCGGUUCAUUUCGUGAUCAGUGUUAAGCAUUUUCCUCCAUGGUUUUUUUUAGCCUUUCUGAGCCUUAGUUUCCUCAUCUGUAAAAUGGGACUAGUAGUAUCUACCUUCAGGGUUGCUGACAGAAUUUGAAAUAAAAUAUGCAAGAUAGCUAGCACAUUGUAGAUGAUCCAAAAGUGGUAGCCACUCAUCCCUUCACAAAACUUAAGUCCAUGGACCAUGUAAUUCAAGAAUUAAAGUACAGCUGUAUCAUAUGUAGGAAACCCAAAAUGUGUUCAUUUUAUUUCUUGUUCCCAAAUAGGAUUAACUGUGAAGACUAAUUUAUAAAUGUGAACUUAAGGAAAACUCAAGCUCUGAAGGAAAUAGCUUGAAUUGUUUUUAUAUACUCAAGUUAACCCUCAAAUGAUCUAAGCUGUCAUCACUGACUUGGUGACAGUGCAGCCCUCCAGAUAGGAGCACCAUUGGCACUUUGGUCAGGUGCUUCCUGACACUUACCUGGCUGCCUGUGGCAACCUCGCUGGCCAGGCUUCCCUGGGGAUAGAACACCUGGUGCGGGCCACUGCUGUUUCCACGAGUGAACUCUGUUCUACUGUAACACUGUCGGGCUCGAGAGAUUCUCUCCAGAUCAGCCUUUGCUCUGUACUUGUUCUCCAUGUUUGAAAUAAAACGGGGUAAGAGGA